GUUUCCCUUGCAGAGAAUACCAAAGAAGACCUCAAAGUCUGAAGAAGAGUGCCCCUUCGUGGGGCUUGAAGUGAAGCACUUGCUACAUGUUUUUCUCUUACUGAGCCCUGAAAAUGAACAUAUGACCCUGGAUCUACAGAAACCUAACUGAUCCAACUCGCCAUGCAUCAACUGUUCAGACUGGUUUUGGGACAAAAAGAUCUUUCACGAGCUGGGGACCUCUUCUCCUUAGAUGACUCUGAGAUUGAAGACAGCCUGACAGAAGCUCUGGAGCAGAUUAAAGUAAUUAGCUCAUCUUCAGAUUAUCAAACCAAUAACAAUGACCAGGCAGUGGUGGAAAUUUGUAUCACAAGGAUCACAACAGCCAUCAGAGAGACAGAAUCCAUUGAAAAGCACGCCAGAGCCCUGGUGGGACUCUGGGAUUCCUGCUUAGAACACAACCUGAGAUCCUCAGGGAAAGACGAAGAUACUCCACAUGCAAAAAUCGCAUCUGAUAUCAUGAGUUGCAUCUUACAGAAUUAUAACCGGACCCCUGUGAUGGUAUUAGCCAUCCCCAUCGCAGUGAAAUUCCUCCACAGAGGUAACAAGGAGUUGUGCAGGAACAUGUCUAACUACCUGUCCCUGGCUGCCAUCACCAAGGCCGAGCUCCUGGCUGAUCACACAGAGCUGAUAAUAAAGAGCAUACUCCAAGGAAAUGCUGUACUGUUGAGGGUGUUACCUGCUGUGUAUGAAAAGCAGCCUCAACCAAUUAACAGACACCUGACAGAACUCCUGGCCCUGCUGUCUCAAUUGGAACAGACAGAACAGUACCAUCUACUACGGCUUUUGCAUGUAGCAGCAAAGAGAAAACAAGUGGAGGUGGUUGAGAAAUGUGUUCCGUUCCUGAUCAGGCAUUUGAAGGAUUCAACCCAUAAUGACAUUAUCCUAAAUGUCCUCAUAGAAAUAGCAAGCUAUGAGCCACUGGCUUUGAACAGUUUUCUCCCAAUGCUGAAAGAGAUUGGGGAGAGAUUCCCCUAUCUCACUGGACAAAUGGCAAGGAUCUAUGGAGCUGUUGGGCAUGUUGAUGAAGAGAGAGCCAGGAGCUGUCUGAGAUACCUAGUGAGUCAGCUGGCCAACAUGGAGCAUUCGUUUCAUCAUAUCCUCCUGCUGGAGAUUAAGAGCCUCACGGAUGCCUUCUCCUCCAUCCUGGGCCCUCACAGCAGGGACAUCUUCCGCAUGAGCAACAGCUUCACUACCAUUGCUAAGCUGCUCUCCCGACAGCUGGAAAACAGCAAGGCCGGAAGCGGCAGGAGAAAAGUGGGCACUGAAAAUGGCUUCCCUGAGAAACUGGGAGAAGCCACGACCAUGGCACCUGAAAGCGAAGACCCUGAAAAGCUCCAAGUUAAACUCCAGGCUUUUGAAGACAAAAUAAAUGUUGAGCGCAACACCCCAGGCGCCAUCAGAAGAUACAGCUUAGACCAAGUCUCUAAGGAAGAAAGAAAAAGUAUUAGAUUUAGCAGGUCCAAAAGUUUGGCUUUGCAUACUGUGCUCACAAAGGAUGUGAGUUCAGAUGAUGGGGAAGAUGAAGAAAGAUCAGGAAUACCCACCAGCAUGUCUCUUUCAGACAUAGACCCAUUUAGCCAUGGAACUGGAAAGUUGCCCCUUAAGACAGCUACCCAUGGGUCACAGCCGAGAAAUUCUUCAGCAUCACACCCAAGUAUUAUACACACAGAAUCAGAGAAUGUGCCAGAAACUGUUAAAGAACAUGUCCAGCAAGAGACUCCAGGGUCAUCCACAAGUCCUGCUGAACACGAAGACAAGCUCUACUUGCAUUUAAAGGAAAACCUCAGUAAGGUGAAAGCUUAUGCCAUGGAAAUUGCCAAGAAGAUCCCAAUCCCAGAUCAGUGCACCAUCGAAGAUACUGCAAGAAAUUGUGUGGCAAAGCUGUUUUUCACCUGUUCUCUGAAGGAUCAUUAUUGCCUGUACAGCAAGUCCAGUUUCAUCCUCAUCAGCCAAGAGCCUCAGCCAUGGAUCCAGAUCAUGUUUCUAUUCCAACAGAGCCUGUUUCCUGAGCCCCUGUCCACACAGAGUGGUUCUGUGCAGUUCCUCAAAGCUCUGUGGGAGAAGACCCAGGCCAGAGGAGCCCACAGCUUUGAAGUUGCCAUGACAGAGUCCACAUUUCCUCAGCAGAAGGAUCUGGACCAGGUUCAGCUCCAUCUGGAAGAAGUGAGGUUCUUCGACGUGUUUGGCUUCAGUGAAACGGCAGGGGCGUGGCAAUGCUUCAUGUGCAACAACCCCGAAAAGGCAACUGUUGUAAACCAAGAUGGCCAGCCUCUCAUUGAAGGAAAACUUAAAGAGAAGCAAGUCAGGUGGAAAUUCAUCAAGAGGUGGAAAACUCGUUAUUUCACACUGGCUGGAAAUCAACUUCUGUUUCAAAAAGGGAAAUCUAAAGAUGAUCCUGAUGACUCCCCAAUAGAACUCAGCAAAGUGCAGAGCGUGAAGGCUGUGGCCAGGAAACGCCGAGACCGCUCCCUUCCUCGGGCUUUCGAAAUCUUCACAGACAACAAAACCUAUGUUUUCAAGGCCAAAGACGAAAAGAAUGCAGAAGAGUGGUUGCAGUGCAUCAACGUAGCAGUUGCCCAGGCGAAAGAGAGGGAAAGUAGAGAAGUGACCACAUAUCUGUAA
Nannospalax galili (Upper Galilee mountains blind mole rat) is the source of this 2664-nucleotide messenger RNA. RefSeq names its product ventricular zone expressed PH domain containing 1 (gene Veph1). The record is from RefSeq and is a predicted model, not a curated record. Gene Ontology annotation, molecular function: phosphatidylinositol-5-phosphate binding. The coding region runs from base 163 to 2664 and encodes 833 amino acids. Gene Ontology annotation, biological process: regulation of signal transduction. NCBI's taxonomy places the organism in Eukaryota, Metazoa, Chordata, Mammalia, Rodentia, Spalacidae. The transcript is spliced from 13 exons. Gene Ontology annotation, cellular component: plasma membrane.